GCAUUGAUCUGCUGAUGAUCUUAUGAGCCCGACCUGCAUCGCCUAGUAAUUAGCAGAAGAGCAAGAUGAAGGCCCUUAAAACUUAAAAAAAUAUAUAAAUUUGUGCUUCAAACCAUAGAAAUGUGAUCAUGAAAUUCAAAACAGAUUUUAAAUUUUGGAAAAUUCUAGUUCUUCUCUCUCUGCUGGCUGGAGAAAUCUAUGGACGCCCACAUCGAUAUUACAACAGGAGAAAUAGUAAAAUUGUAAAGAGGGUUGAAAUAAGUGGAGCCGGGACGCCAUUUAGAUCCCAAGUGGCCAGUAGAAGGCAAAAUGUCAUACAUGCAGGGACGGACUACGGUUCAGAGGACAAUAGCAAGCCUGAAGUAGAUGAACUUGAGAACCUAGGCAAAAUUGUUGACUAUGACGGGAAAGUUAUCGAAAAUGAUAAAGGAAACGGAGCAAAGUGGAAAGAUACAGCUGCUAUAAGCAAAGAUGUGAUAGAAAGAAUUAAAGAAAUUCAAGAUAGCUUGAUGAAAAGGAGUGGCGGUAAAAAUCUAGCAGAAAAACUGAAACUGUUGCAACCUGAGAAGAAUAUAACAGUUGCAUCAACAGACAGUAACGGUGUUACGAGCCGGAAGAUAAUACCAGAGGAUGUUGUAAACAAGAUAAUAUCGAAGUUCCAAGAACUAAGAAGCCAAGCGAGUGAAUUGGCGAAGCUAGAUGAGCGUGCAAAACAGGAGGUAGGCGAAAAGGGAGAAAAAGAGGUGAAGAAAGAAGAUUCAAAGGAGGAAGAGAAACCAAAGCAAGAUUCAAAGGCAGAGGUGAAAGCAAAAGAAGCAAAAGAAGAGAAGCCUUCAUCAGCAUACGAAUCGAUAGGGCCUGCAAAGGAAAAUGAAGAAGUUCGGAAUAUAACACAGCAUUCGGUGGCUGAGUCAGAGACAAACCUAGAGGGGAAUCAGGCAAUGCUUAAAGCACCACGAGGUCCACAAGAAGUGCCAAUGAUGCAACCAAAAAACAAUGCCAUGUUCCAGCAGAAUAUGAUGCCACAAAACAUGCAAGGCAAUAUGAUGAUGCCAAUGAUGCCUGGAAAAGUGCCUAUGAUGUUUAUCAAAUCGGGCCAAAUGCUUGUGCCAGUCUUUGGAGGACAGAAUGGUCCAAUGUUUGGAAAUCCACAAAGCGGACCUGAGUACCCUGAAAGGAGGGGCAUUGACGAGAGACCAAUGGAACCAUACGCACCAGCUGGACCAAUGAUGCCACAAUUAAUGCCACAACAGUCAGCAAUGGAAACUGGGCAAUCUAGAUCAGGGCCACAGCUUGAAAGCAGAGGGCCAAGUGGAGGUGUGCAAAUACCCUCUGUUCCUUAUUCAAUGAUAAUGUCACUUAUGUCUGCCCCAGGAAUGAUGACAAAUUUACCUGCUUUGCCGCCUCAGAUGAAUGGUGUCAUGAACAUGCCGCAGAACCCAGGGAUCAAUACAGCAGCUAUGAUGCAACCGCCUCCUGCAAUGAAUGAGCCACUAAGUGGAGAACAGACAGGGGUAUCCCGUAGCUUCAGAUUUCCUGGUCAAAAUUCAAUGCCAGGAGGUGAUCAGGCAGCAGCAUUUUAUGGAGGGGCUCCUAGCCAGGGACAACCUAUGUCAGCGGAACCUAUGGGAGGAGCCCCUAUGAUGGGAGGAGCGCCAAUGGCGGGAGGAGCUCCGAUGGCUGGAGAAAGAGGCCCCUUGGCCAUGGACAUGUCUGGCAGACUAUCCAUGCUUAGUCCAAUGAGUUCUGCAUUUCAACAGCAGCCAAGUCCCGGACCCGGGCCAUUGGCAGCCAAUCCGUUUCAGGCAACGCACUCUGAUCCACAAAAUGGUAUGGAGCUUUUCAACAAAGAACAACAGAUGUUGAAUCCAGUCAUGGCCAACCCAGUAAAUGACCUUUCUGAUCCAAUGGAAGGACAGGCUAAUCUACGUAACAUCAAUCCAGAUUCAUUACUUGAACUGGCGAAAAUGCGAAGCACAGAAACAGAAAAUCCGGCCAUUGGCGAUCCAAGAACGCUUCCAAGAAAUCCGGACACCUUGUUGGAUACAUUGCACAUGAGGCAACUCAACAGAGGACUGACUGGUCCUGGCGAUCCGGAAAAGUUCGCCAUGGGAAACAGCGGCACAAUGCACAGUCCGUUUGAUGGAACGAACCCAGAAUCGCUUCUAGACAUGCUGAGUAAGCGCAAAACAAACGACAUGAGUAACCGGGAUGUAAUGGAUUGGGAACGAGCGCAAGAGAAUCAAGCAUUGAGCGGCAUCAAAGCAGACAAUAGUGCAUUUGCACGCGGGAUUUCGGAAAUUGGAACAAACGGGAUGCAAUCUAUAUCCUCUCUUCCUACACCAAGUAUAAGAGGUGUAGACCCCAGUUUUGCAGAUGUUGUCGGAAACCAAGCGUUUGACAUUGCCAAUCGGAAUUCUGCAGGGGAUAAUCCGGUCGAAAGUUCUUUUUUCCAGCCCGGAAGACACAGCUAUAAUGGCGCUGGACGAAACUCGAUUUCAGUUGUAUCCCAUGAUGACUUGCGGUACGAGCAAAGUAAAAAUGCUAUUGAUUCGGGUGACAAUGCGAGUCCGUUAAACCAAGCGGACGUGUACGUAAGACACAAGAUAUUUAACCCAGAUAUAAGUGGGACUAAACGGUCCAAGAUGGCAUCACUACAAGACGACAACAUUGAGGUUAAAGUUAACGGAAGACCACUUGCAGAAAGAGGGAGUUUGAGGAGCAAAAUUGUUAACGGCAAAGUAAAGGAGGGACAUGGAAAGACUUUAAGCUCCAAGAAGCCAGUUCGGAUUGAGUUAUCGCAUUUGAACGAUGCUAAGAGAACGAAAGUUGUAAACAUUAUCACUACAGGAAAGUACAAUGUGACAGAAUCAAGACGCGACAAGAUAACAAAAAAGACAGAUAAAGGAAAGAAAAACAUCUUGACUAAAUUCUACCGAAAUUCAUAAAGGGGAAGAAGCCGGGCUUGCGUAAUUAAAUACAUGUAUCUCACGAUAUAAAGAUUUCUUGAUGCAAUCCCAAAGGCAUCCCAGCCAGAGUAGGGCUUUUAAGAAAAUGUCGUUUGGUUUUAAAAAGUCAUAAACUGGCCGAACGACUUCUUACCAAAAGAUUUACAGACAUAAUUCAUACCGCCUUGGAAGAUCCCGAGGUGCUGGAAGCAUUUAUAAAAAGGAAUUGGAGACA
Molecule: messenger RNA, 3183 nt
Organism: Rhopilema esculentum
Lineage: Eukaryota; Metazoa; Cnidaria; Scyphozoa; Rhizostomeae; Rhizostomatidae
Source: RefSeq, a predicted model, not a curated record